Molecule: messenger RNA, 2457 nt
Organism: Nyctereutes procyonoides (raccoon dog)
Lineage: Eukaryota; Metazoa; Chordata; Mammalia; Carnivora; Canidae
Gene: POLA2
Product: DNA polymerase alpha 2, accessory subunit
Exons: 18
Coding region: 384-2171 (595 amino acids)
Biological process (GO): DNA replication; DNA replication initiation
Cellular component (GO): alpha DNA polymerase:primase complex
Molecular function (GO): DNA binding
Source: RefSeq, a predicted model, not a curated record
CUCGCGCAUGCGCGCGCCGUGCAAACCAUUUGGCGGGUUUUUUCGGGUUGCUUUCUGUUCUACGCAGUCUUUAGAUGCUCAACUGAAGUUUUCAGGAAACAGGACGUUGUCCCCAGAAGAGCGAGCUAACGAGAUUUCUGCUUCCAUCCUUCGGGCGUUUGGGGCUCCUCCCACAUUAAAAAGAAGUGUUUCUCCGUGACCGACGCCUAGGGCCUUCCGACCGCCGGAGGGCUUGGGCCACUAGGUCUUCUUCAGUCGCGGCCCCCGCGAGGGUGAAAGGAUCAGAGGGACCAGGUCCUGCGUAUCAGUCUCCACGCCGUGAGUUCCUUGAAUUCGGGUCCGAGCUCGGUGGGCCGGGCCCCCGGCCUCCCUCCUGGGUCGCCAUGAGCGUGUCCGCCCAGCGCCUGGUGGAGGAGUUGCAGAUCUUCGACGUAGAUUGCGAGGCGGCUUUGACCGACAAACUGGUAGAGCUGUGCAUUCUGUAUGGACAGAAUGAGGAGGGAAUGGUAGCUGAGCUUAUAGCCUUCUGCACCAGCAAGCAGAAAGUUGGCCUUACUUCAGAGACACUGAACUCUUUUGAGCACGAGUGUCUGAGCAAAAAAUUGUCCAGAGCACCCCAGGAUGGUGGGCAUGCAGGAGCCAGAGACAUUGUUUCCAUCCAAGAGCUAAUCGAAGUGGAGGAAGAAGAAGAGAGCCUCUUGAACUCUUACACCACACCCUCUAAGGGUUCUCAGAAGCGAGCUAUCACCACCCCAGAAACACCCCUAACAAAAAGGACCGUGUCUACUCGGAGCCCCCAUCAACUCCUCUCGCCUUCAAGUUUCUCUCCAAGUGCUACUCCCUCUCAGAAAUACAGCUCAAGAAAUAACCGAGGAGAAGUGGUUAUCUCCUUUGGCUCAGCACAGGGAGUGUCUUGGUCCGGAAGAGGAAAGGCCAGCAACAUCAGCCUGAAGGUCCUAGGGUGUCCAGAAUCACUAACUGGGAGCUACAAAUCAAUGUUUCAGAAACUUCCAGAUAUCCGAGACGUUCUGACCUGUAAGAUAGAGGAGCUUGGCAGCGAACUCAAGGAACAUUACAAGAUUGAGGCUUUUACUCCUGUUCUGGUCCCAGCUCAGGAGCCUGUCAUUCUGCUGGGCCAGAUUGGCUGUGAUACCAAUGGGAAGCUGAAUAGCAAGUCAGUGAUUCUUGAGGGAGACCGGGAACAUUCCUCAGGGGCCCAGAUUCCAGUGGAUUUAUCUGAGCUCAAAGAAUAUUCUCUGUUUCCCGGACAGGUUGUAAUUAUGGAAGGCAUCAACACGACAGGUAGAAAACUUGUUGCCACCAAACUCUACGAGGGCUUGCCGCUUCCAUUUUAUCAGCCCACUGAGGAGGAUGGAGAUUUUGAGCAAAACAUGGUCCUGGUGGCCUGUGGGCCAUAUACCACAUCUGACAGCAUCACGUACGACCCCCUGCUCGAUCUGAUCGCCAUUAUCAACCGCGAUCAGCCGGAUGUCUGUAUCCUGUUUGGACCUUUCCUGGAUGCCAAGCAUGAACAGGUUGAGAACUGCCUGCUCACAAGUCCAUUUGAAGAUAUUUUCAAGCAGUGUCUGCGGACAAUUAUUGAAGGGACGCGAAGCUCUGGCUCCCAUCUCGUCUUUGUCCCAUCCGUGAGGGAUGUGCACUGUGAGCCCGUGUACCCACAGCCACCUUUCAGCUACUCCGACCUGGCUCGAGAAGACAGAAAGCGAGUGCACUUCGUGUCUGAGCCCUGCAACCUCUCCAUAAACGGAGUGAUCUUUGGCCUGACAUCCACAGAUCUGCUGUUCCACAUGGGAGCCGAAGAGAUCAGUAGUGCUUCUGGAACUUCAGACAGACUCAGCCGAAUCCUUAAACACAUCCUGACCCAGAGAAGCUACUACCCACUCUACCCUCCUCAGGAAGACAUGGCCAUUGACUAUGAGAAUUUCUACAUCUAUGCACAGUUGCCCAUCACCCCAGACAUCUUCAUUAUCCCAUCAGAGCUGAAAUACUUCGUGAAGGACGUCCUCGGCUGUGUCUGUGUGAAUCCCGGGCGCCUCACCAAAGGGCAGGUUGGGGGCACCUUCGGCCGGCUCUUCCUCAGGAGGCAGCAGGCCAUGGGCGGGGAAGGGAGGCAGAGUCCGUGCACUGCCGCCCAGGUGGUCAGGAUCUGACGCCCGUGCUCACAGACAUCUGGGAUCCCAGCCAUUGAGAGGUAGAGGAGAGAGGACAGCCAUCUGGAGAGGAGAAGCUGUGGGGCGUGGACCCAGCGGGCAAGGCCUUGUGCAGCUGGGCCCUGACUCUUAGUCAAGCUGCUCUGGCAGAAAGCUGUUGUUUCUUCCUGGACCCACAGUCCAGAGCGAACUGGCUGUGGAUGCAGCCUGCUCAGAAAAGACAAGACGACUUUGUGAUUUUCUACAAGAGGACUUUUGGAGAAAUAAAAGUCAAUUCUGAGGGUGA